AUGCCUAUCUACGAGCUGGCUUUGAUCCUGAAAGCCAUGCAGCGGCAAGAGACUGCCAGUGCCCUGAAGUGCACGAUACUAGCUGUAAUGGAUAAAAGCGCAGUAGUGAGGAAUUUGGAAAACCUGGGCGAAAGGGCACUUCCGCAUAAGAUCUCCAUACAUAAUCAACGCCAUCACAGAGAUGGGUAUUUUCUGGUGAAUUUUUAUGCACCGACAACAGCUGUUGGUAGUAUUAUGGAACAUUUAUCCCGAGACAUUGAUGUGGUCAGACAGAAUAUUAUAAAACACCCAUAAACCCUACCAGUGAAAGAGUGUGAAGGCAUCGUUCGUGUUCCUUUUGAAGAUAAAUUAUAUUUCAAUAAGAAAUAA
Messenger RNA from Dromiciops gliroides (monito del monte), 369 nucleotides. It is a transcript of the gene MRPS6, whose product is annotated as mitochondrial ribosomal protein S6. Gene Ontology annotation, molecular function: small ribosomal subunit rRNA binding; structural constituent of ribosome. Gene Ontology annotation, biological process: translation. The record is from RefSeq and is a predicted model, not a curated record. The transcript has a single exon. NCBI's taxonomy places the organism in Eukaryota, Metazoa, Chordata, Mammalia, Microbiotheria, Microbiotheriidae. Gene Ontology annotation, cellular component: mitochondrial small ribosomal subunit; ribosome.